Molecule: messenger RNA, 672 nt
Organism: Knipowitschia caucasica
Lineage: Eukaryota; Metazoa; Chordata; Actinopteri; Gobiiformes; Gobiidae
Source: the annotation of a GenBank genome assembly
AUGAUGUUCUACAGCCUUGGAGUCUGUGCUUGGAGGUACCGUAUCGCAGGCCUUGUGAUUACUCUGGGGAUCACAUUUCUCGUUAUUCUUAUGGGAUCUCAUUCACUAGAGUCCAGUUUGAAGAUACAAGAAAAGCAGAGGUCUGAUCAGAGGAGAAGUCCUCCUAAAGGUCUCGCCUUAAACCUGCUCCAGACCAGGACACGCUCUCCUCCUCUGGUUUUCCUCAAAACCCACAGAACUGGAGCCAGCACGGUGCAGAACCUUCUGUUUCGCAUGGGAGAGAAGGACAUGGCCACUUUUGCUUUUCCUCGUCAAGGCUUCCACUUCAGCUACCCAAACAAAUUCCAGAUAGAAUUUGUGGAUGAAUUACCAAGUGGAUCUGAAUAUUUUGACAUCCUUUCAUCCUCACUUCGCUUUGAUGUCUCCCAGCUAAAGACGCUCAUGCCAUCGGACCCCUUUUAUGCAGCCAGCGCACGUUACAGCGCAGCCACUUAUGCAGCCAGCGCACGUUACAGCGCAGUCAUUCACGCAGCCAGCGCACGUUACAGCGCAGCCACUUAUGCAGCCAGCGCACGUUACAGCGCAGUCAUUCACGCAGCCAGCGCACGUUACAGCGCAGCCACUUAUGCAGCCAGCGCACGUUACAGCGCAGUCAUUCACGCAGCCAGCUAA